AUGGAAAGUGACAAUCAUUUCGAGACGGCACAUUCACACGACAAGAUGACGACACGCCAAGCGUCACGUGUCGCACCAUAUGACGACGAAUGGAAUUGUCCAGAAGAAACCAAGAACUUUCCCGUGCAUGUAAUCAAACGUCGGAAUGUUGGUGUUCCCAAAUUUCUACGAUUUCUAUUUCAAAUUUUAGAAAUGGAAAAUCCCGCUAUUAUUACGUGGUCGCACGAAGGUACCGCGUUUCAAAUUAUCCAACCCGAGGAAUUGGCGUGUCAGAUUUUACCCAAAUAUUUCAAGCACAAUAAAGUGUCGAGUUUCCAGCGACAAUUGAAUUAUUUUGGAUUCAAGAAAUGGACCAAGACACAGACGAAUGUUUGUACGUUUAGUCACCCGUUUUUUGUUCGAGCUGAUAAGGACAGGAUGAAGCUGAUUAAACGAAAAGAACGAGCCAAUGCAACAGUUCUGUCAGCUGCAAUGGCAGCCACCAUUACGUCCAAUUCCAUUGAGAUUAUGAACCACCCUCACGCUCCAGAAAAAGCUCGAGCAUCAAGUGAACUUCAUUGUGAAGCUCAGGAUCUAGCAGGUCAACUUUCGACCCAACAAGCUUUGAAAAGACAGAAAUCCAAUAUUCUUUCAGGUGCAACAGUGACAUUUUUGAAUUCGGCAGCAGCUGGACGACGUCAUUCGACGGGAAUGCUUCCUGGAUCGGAAGCAUUUGGCUUGGCAGCCGCGGCUGCUGCUGCUGCAGCUGCUGCAGCUGCAGCUGCAGCUUCCGCAGAUUCAUUUGAACCAGGACGCAAGCGUGCAGGAACACCUGCUGAACAGGAAUUUGAGCUCGAAAUGGAAGCUCGAGUCAGUUCUGCAGCCAACUCGGCGUCAAUGCACCAACCAUUUACGCAUAUGAGAAAAAUUGCAGAAACCAAGGAGUCAUCGGAAGGCUAUUCUUAUCCACCUGCACACGGGAAGCGCCAGAGUCUUCCUCACGUUUUGCCUCCCGGAUUUGGUGAUGCUUUUGGUACGAGCAUGAACGUCAACGCGACGAGAGGGGUUGGAAGUGGUGGUUAUCGAUCCCUUGGUGCCAAUAUUCUAGGUCGACGCAAAAGCGACCAGCUCUUGAAUGGCAACAAUAAUAUCGGUGGUUCUUCAGACAACAAGGGCGUUUCGAUUAGCCAAAUUGAAGAUUUUAUGGCGUCUUCAUCUACAUCGGCUUCCCAGCAACCACUUUUUGCCUCAAAUGUCAAAAAUGACGCAUCGGUGGUCCUCCCCGUCUCAGCGAACUCAGCUAAUGAUGCAUACGAGCUUCAGCAGCAGCGACAACUACGGCAGCAGGUCAACCGACAGCAACAUUUUGGCAGUGGGGGAUACGGGUACGGCGUGAAGCCCCAGUCCAGCAACGGGUGGCCAACGUCCAUCAAGUCUGAAUCCUCCAGCGGAUGGCAGACAUCCGUCAAUGCGAAUUCGUCAUCAGCUGGAAACACGUCGUACCAACUUCAGCCGCAAAAUCACUCGAUGAUGAUGCCUCUAAAGUUUGGAGGCUCGAAUGCACCACACAGCACCAAUCCAUCAUUCCAGGAUAACAUUAUCGGGUCAAUGGGCUUUUCUCAUACAGCGUCGGGAGGCGACAGGAAACUCCAGCAACGUCCUCUUACGUUCUAUCCCCAGCAAUACCAAUCUCAUCAAGGACAAGUGGCAUCAUACCAACAGCAGCAGCAAAAUGGUCAGCAAGAACGAGACAACCAGCAGCAGCCAACUCAGCAACCCCGUGACUACAUUGAUGUUCUACUUGAAAGCGCAGGUGUGGACGAUAAUCUGCCCCCGCAGAGUUCUACGAUGCUUUUGUCGGAAUCGUGGAACGGACAUCCAGAAAAUGAUCCUAGUAGUGUUGAGUCAACGGGGUCUUAUACUUUCAUGCAGACUCAACAGCAGCUACAAUUGUCCCCGAUGAGAGGCAUGCGUCACAACCCCGUUCAGCGUUUCUAA
Molecule: messenger RNA, 1977 nt
Organism: Peronospora farinosa
Lineage: Eukaryota; Oomycota; Peronosporomycetes; Peronosporales; Peronosporaceae
Source: the annotation of a GenBank genome assembly